AUGCCGGUUGCGAGCGCUGUGGCGCGGUGGAAAGGUGCUGAACUCGCAACUUCCCUCUGGUGGUCGUUUGGUCUGGGUCUUGUUUUGUUUUGCUCUUCAAAUCGGGAACACACACCGUGUGUCGUCAAGAGCUGCAGUUUAUGGCUUCACCUUACUUUUGUUUGUACAGAGGAGUACGCCCAAGCCACGUGUUGUGCGCUCAAACAAGGUUCCCUGACGCCGUUGUACAAGUUUGAGGAAAUUACAGACGUUAUACGCUGUUUGCAGACUACUAUUUACCCCGUGCCUGAUGCUCAAUACUGCUCUCUUACAAUAGGACUGAAUGAAGGUGGGAAAACUACUCUUAAAAACAAAAGACGCUGGGGAAGCCACUCGCUUAAUGCAGAGGAUUCCACAAUUUUGAAAAACGGCUACAGGAAAGGUUUUUUGUUAGGACGAAAAAUUGGACGCCAAAUAUCGGUAAGUGUGCGGACCUUUGGCGUCUACGUAAACCAACUCUACGUGCCGUUUUUCGGGAGUUAUCUCUUGUGCGUUUUUUUUUUGCUUGUUGCUGACUCUAAUGCUUUCGAUAAUGCUUUAAAAGAAAGAAAGAAAAAACCGUCGGAUAGGGGGGAAACCUGCCGAAAAGUGUUACUAAGGCGUAAGAGGCACAUUCUAUGCGCCGUGGUAGGGGUGCACAAUGCCUAA
This is a messenger RNA of Trypanosoma grayi, 687 nucleotides long. RefSeq lists its product as hypothetical. The coding region runs from base 1 to 687 and encodes 228 amino acids. Lineage: Eukaryota; Euglenozoa; Kinetoplastea; Trypanosomatida; Trypanosomatidae. The transcript has a single exon. The record is from RefSeq and is a predicted model, not a curated record.